AGGCAACGUAUCGAGAGUGUGUGCAUUUGUGUGAGUGUAUGUGUGUAUCGUUAAGCAAUAGAGGUAGAACAGUAGAACAAUUAGAAACUAGGAGCCAUACCGUGUAUUCGCUACAUAUCAUUGCCGCCACAACCACGUUGACGUCUGCCAUAAAACAAAACAACAAACGCCAACAGUGACCAACAAACUUAAACCCUCUCUUCUCUAGUCAGUGAAGACCACGAGGCCGUCUCGCCUGCCCCGACGAACGUGUGUCGCGUGUGUCGUGUGUUCCCUGCUGUGUGGUUUUACAAAAAUAGAUACUGUUGUCCGCACACACCCGGGUUACGGGGUCCAUCCUACCGAACACUGCCACCGAGAUUAAAGACGUCCAAUAUAGCGAAGCGAAGUGUUACCAUUUUUUCGGUGGUCGAAAUCGCGCGAAAACAAGCCCGGUAUCGAUUGAUACGAAUUUGAGGACCAAAACAAAGGAACCGGCCAAAACAACGGACCACCUGACGACGGUACCGAAAAUCGCGAAGGGACAACCCCACGACCACAACGGAGCAAAAACCGGUUACUUCGCGAAGAAGAAAAGUGCAAAUCCCGUGUGUGCGAAACGAAGGAAAGAGCGAGAUAGCUGAGGAGCGCACCCAACGAUCUCGCUGCGUUUGAAAAGCCGACGGAAAAAACCCAAUCCCUGGAGAACAACCCCCCAAGAUGGCUGCCAUGGUUUCGCAGCGUUGUGCCGUCUUCGCACGGUCCGUCUCCCGGAUGAACGUCCUGUGUGCGUCACGGGCCGCCUCGACCGGGGCCACCGAUGGUGGGAACUAUCACCACCCGACGGGCGGUCAACUGACGAUGGGCGGCAAGCAGAUGUCGGCGGCCGACAUCAAGAAGAUACCGGACGACGAGGUGAAGAAGUCCGUCUUCAUCUCGCAGUCGAACGAUGUGUUCACCAACCUGGCGCUCGAGGACUGGAUCUACAAGAACUUCGAUCUGACGCACCACCACAUCCUAAUGCUCUGGAUCAAUCGGCCGUCGGUGGUGGUCGGACGGCACCAGAACCCUUUCAGCGAAACGAAUGUGGCCGCGCUGGCGCGGAACGGUAUUGAGCUGGCGCGACGCAACAGCGGAGGUGGCGCCGUGUACCACGAUCCGGGAAACCUGAACUGCACCUUCUUCAUGCCACGGGCCCGGUACGAUCGAAAGUACAACCUGAAUCUGGUUACGCGCGCCCUGUACCGGGAGUACGGAAUCAGUGCGGAGCUCACGGAUCGCGACGACAUUGUGCUGCUCGGAAAGAAGCAGGUAUCGGGUACGGCGGCAAAACUGGGCCAACCGAACGCUUAUCAUCACUGCACCCUGCUGGUGAACUCGAACAAGCUCCACCUCGGAGCAUCCCUUGCCAAAGAUAACGUCGAAAUAACGAGCAAGGCCACCGCUUCCAUCCCUUCGCCAAUCAAAAAUCUGGUCGACGUGAACCGUAGCGUUAACAUACAGCAGCUCCUAUCGGCCGUCGGAUAUGAAUUCCUGCGAACACCAGCCACCCAGCUGACUGAUGGUGGCCGGGAGCUACUGAUGAAACAGCGGGGCUUCCAGUUGAUCAAUCCAACCGACAAGUGGUUCCCGGGCAUUAGCGAGCUGCGCGAAAACUUUGCCUCGUGGGACUGGCGGUUCGGCAAGACGCCCGCCUUUUCCGUGCAGAAGACGAUCCAAAUGAAAUCGGCAGCGGACACUAGUGACCAGCACCCCGAGAUGAAGGUGAAGGUAGACGUGGAAAAGGCACUGAUUAAGGAAAUCAGUCUCGUUCUUCCGAACCACGAACCGAUCCCGGUUGUCUCGGAUAUGGUUGGCCAGCCGUACGACGAGGAUUGCUUCAACGGCAUUGUGGACGCCCUGAAGGGUGCCAACACUGAGAGCAUGCGCCACGCUAUGGGCUUAUGAAGUUUGGUUCUUCCGGCAACGGUUUCGGCCGCUUCGGAAGGCGACGAUCAUAGCAACAACAACCGAUAGCAAUCACCACCAAGCGGCCACUUCAGCUGUGCCUUCUAUUUCGACGAAGAAUUGUUUCUGAAUGUGUUUGUGGAAUGACCCUACUUCCCAUCCAGCGUUUGCCUGACCCCUCGAGGGUCCAUCGAGGUCGCGGAGGGCUUGUCACUAUAGCAACAACUCCGCUGACCAAUUGGACUAUCCGACAAUGGCGCACACCCCGUGAACUAAACCCCAGCGAUCCUAUGCCUUACCAUCACACUACCACUACCAUGGGGCAGAGAACUUUUGAACCAGUGCAAUGGAUUGAAAUUAAAUUCAUUUAUUGAUACCUUCUUGACACAAGAAAGCGACAGUAAACAACAAAACAAUGGCUACCGCCUCACACAUCCAGUUGCAAAUUCCGAAACCUCUACAGUUGAGGUACGAAUAGGGGCCCGGUCGCGCGAGGUCGACCUUGCACUAACGACCACAACAACAUCGCCGCACCGCUAAUCAGCUGUUUGUUUGCCGGUUGGCGCAAGAAAGUAGUUUAGUGAAGCGACCCAUACAAAAAAGGAAAUUUCAUCGACGGGCGAAAAGGUGACCAGUUGCACACAAACGCCCAGUGCCUUCUUAACAAAAAAAAAAAUCACGCUUAGACACUUAUGAAUAGUCAGCGGAAAUGAGGGAAAAAACAAAAUUAGCACACAAAGUACGUUCACAGCCGCCAAUCGAUGCGUGUUUUGAAAACCCAAAUGUAACUGACUCAUAAAACCUUGGACUUUUCGAUGCCGGUCUUUUGCGCGUGUGCCUGUGUGUGUGAGAGAGAAAGAUAGAGAUCGAGUGCAUUAUGAUUGCAACAGUAGAUCACGAUCGUUAGUGCCCUAAAGUGAUAAUGCGCACAACACGACAACAAAUUAAUCAAAAUGUAUUCAAUAGGCACUGUUUUUACGACGGACGGCCAAGCUUUAUCGUAGGCUGGAGGCAACGGUAGGCUCAUAUAGUUUUUAGUCACACUUUCUUACCUUGACGAUCACUGCACCCGUGUAAGUGUUUAGUUACUUAGUUUUUAUUCUGUAUCGUUCGGUGACCGGAAUGCGUAGCACCGACGCCGAACGAGAAGGAUACAUCGAGAAUACGAUCAUAUCAUUUCGUUACGCAUGCUGCCGGUCGCGAGUCCUGGUUCGACUGGUGGUCCAGUUGCAGCCAGGCCCGCCAAAAGGACUCCCGUGUAGAACCUUCUGUCGAUUGAUGACGCUAGCUUUAGUUUGGAACUUCAAUUUAUUCACUUUUCCUUUGCUGAUUGGUUUUACUAUUGUUUCUUUUUUGCUUACCCGCCACCGUUUGGCGAAGGCGCCGUAACAUAGAGCAAACGGCUCAAUUUAGGCUGUUAAUGAAAAUAUUGACCAGUUCGUAUAUUUUGCUUAUCGUUAGUUACCGGCUAAGAUAACUAGUAGUUGAACAAGAAAUUAAGAAAACAACAAAACUAAAAUGCGCUAUGAAUCGAAUCCGCUGCGAUGCUUUUGAGUUAUCCGAAAAAUACCAGCCAAAUGGUUAAUUUGGUUAGUUCGUAAAAAGUGAAUUGAUGAUGCUUAGCUAGUAAAAUGCAAAUGAAACCAAUAACUGCUUAAGAUCGAACGAUGGAACAGCUUUCUUUUUCCGUUUAUGAAUAUAAAAUAAAAUAUUAAACUCAUUGAAAGUUUUA
Messenger RNA from Anopheles cruzii, 3658 nucleotides. It is a transcript of the gene Lipt1, whose product is annotated as lipoyltransferase 1, mitochondrial. The record is from RefSeq and is a predicted model, not a curated record. Gene Ontology annotation, cellular component: mitochondrion; cytoplasm. The transcript is spliced from 5 exons. Gene Ontology annotation, molecular function: lipoyltransferase activity. NCBI's taxonomy places the organism in Eukaryota, Metazoa, Arthropoda, Insecta, Diptera, Culicidae. The coding region runs from base 700 to 1926 and encodes 408 amino acids. Gene Ontology annotation, biological process: protein lipoylation.